UUCACAAUAGCGCGCUCCUCCGACUCCUCCGGAGAGGUCCAACAACCCUUCCUCCUUCUCUCCCUCCGAGGGCGACUUGGGGCUGCGCUGGGCUCCUUCAGCGGAGGCACCUGCGCCCCUGGCCCUUCCGGGGCCCCUGAGCCCCCUCCGCCGGUCCCCCAGAGAGAGGGCCCCCCUGGGCUGGGCUCCCUGGCUUUCGGGGCUCUGCUUCUUCUCCUCCUCCUCCUGGCCUGGAACAAAGGGAGCCCGGGGGGCGGAUGCGGUGAGGAAGGCAAGGCAAGGCAAGGCAAGGCAGCCGGGAGGACAGAGGCUUCCUUCAGCAUGGGCUGCUGCUGCUCCGGACGCUGCACCCUCAUCUGCCUCUGCGCCCUGCAGCUGUUAGCUGCACUAGAGAGACAGAUCUUUGACUUUCUUGGAUUCCAGUGGGCUCCUAUCCUUGGUAAUUUCCUGCACAUAAUAAUUGUCAUUUUGGGUUUGUUUGGAACUAUACAAUACAGACCUCGAUAUAUAGUUGUGUACUCAGUAUGGACAGCAAUCUGGGUCACAUGGAAUGUUUUCAUUAUCUGUUUCUACUUGGAAGUAGGUGGGCUCUCUAAGGAAACUGAUCUCAUGACCUUUAACAUCUCAAUGCAUCGAUCCUGGUGGCGAGAGCAUGGACCAGGCUGCAUACGAAAAGUAGUGCGUCCUUCAGCUCCUGGGAUCUUAGAUGAUUUUUCCUAUGUCUCUGUGACAGGCUGCAUCAUUGACUUCCAGUACCUAGAGGUCAUUCACAGUGCUAUCCAAAUACUACUUUCUUUGAUUGGUUUUGUUUAUGCCUGUUACGUGAUCAGUGUUUUCAUGGAAGAAGAGGACAGCUGUAAGUACUGAUACACACCUUCCCAUCUCUGGAGCCACAGUCUUGGGGUCGAAAUAAAUAAUGGACACUGAUGUACCAGUCGUGUUUAUCAGUAUUUUACUGAAUCAAAUUUUUGAAGGAAGCACCAGUUCUGCAAAACUGUCUUGCAGAAAGACACCCGGACUGUGGAUUCCACUACCAAUGUCUGACUGGUUACAACCUGGAAUUUCUUCUUGUUGUUGUUAGGUGGAUCCUUGUUAGAUUAUCUUGAAUUUCCUUUUGAUUAUUCACUUUUAUGAACACUUGUAAAUUGUAACUUUUUAAUUUUUCAUGUUAUUUUUACAAAUAUCUAGUGUUUAUGGCAUGAAACAAUUGAAUGUGUAAAAAAAGCCUCUUUCCCCCAAACAAUUGGCCAAUCUUUUUGGACUAAUACAAUCAUACUGGCCCUGCAUGUGCUAGUAGUAUUUUGAUGCACACUCACAUCCCCCCAAACCACUAGGUUGUGGAAUAGCUAGGCUCAGGAGAGAGAUGACUUCAUGUUUAACCUACUGUGUACUAUCCAAUAAGAAUUCUUUUCCAGAUAUUUUAAUGUUUAGCAUUGCAGUCUAGUAGUGCAAUGCUGCAUAUUUACGUAGAAAGAAGCCCUGUUGAGUUCAGUAGGACUUAGUCCCAGAUGAACUACAUAGGAUCUCAGCUCUAGGGUUCUAAUAUGUAUGCCACACUGUUGAGUGGAGCUUUCUCCCAAGUAAAUAUGCACAAAGAGUUUGCAUAUGACUACUUCUUCCAAUUUUCUCUUUGAACAAUAUGUUUGCUUAUAUACAUUGGGCUAGAUUAGAUUUCAGUGUGUGCAACUGGGCUGAUGAAAGCAGACUGACCUUCCCUAUCUUCCCUGUGGUAGAUCAUUCAGUUUACUGUAAAUGCCACACAGAGGGUUAAGCAUAGCCUGCUGCUGGAUUAAAUAAGAGGAAUCUUUGAAAACUGAUCAAAGGUGCCUCCCAAUAGCAGAGCCACUACAUUCACAGAAAGUAGGUAUUGGGUCCAGUCCACUAACUGUAGUUGUCAGUGACUGGUAGAGAAAUGAAAGAAAGCAUGGUUCCACCCUCCAGAAAUUCAGGACAAAUGUCUGUAUUUUGCACAUUUUUUUAAAGUCUCCUAAGGAGCCAAAUGUGAAUGUGUACAACUGGGGUAAAGAGUCAUGGGGUGGUACCAACUACAGCCUUAUGAGCCUCUGAACAUUCUUGAUAGCCUUAAUUUUAAAGCUGACUAGAAGGCAUUCAAUUAUGAUAAUGUGUACAAAUAUUUGUAAAUUUAUUGUAAAUACCUUUAGAAUAUGUAUUAAUGUGACUUUUUUUUAAUUUACUUUCCAACAGUAUAAAAAGUGAGAUUACACAAAUGAUUUUUUUCUGUGGAUAUUUGGCAAUCUCUAAAUUUGUUGCUUGUCUGUUUUUCUUUGUUGCCCAAAAGUAUGCUGUUCUCAUUAUGCAUAUUGCUGACAACUCUUUCAACCUCUCCACAAAAUCAGUACUUUGGAAUACCAGUGUGGCUGUGUAAGCUUUCCAGGGAUCAGGCAUUGUGCUUGAACUCCAUUUGAGAAGAAAUACUGUUUUGAACAUAUUUGGGAGGUUUCUCUUCUUUCAGCUAAACUGAAAGCUCUGAUUCAGUGUUUUGCAUCUACAAAGAGGUGUAUGAGCAAAAUUAUCUUUGUGGAAAUGCUGGAUUUGUGGCUUCAUCUGCACAAGGCAUCAGUGAAGAUGUAACUCUGCCUUCGUGAAACUAUGAUUUUGAGUGUUCCUUUGAAGAACACGUGUUUUCUUCCAGUCUGUAUUUCCUUGUUAGGUAUUAAUUUCCUCUCUUGCAUUCUUUCUUUACCUUACUGUUCUACCUACAUGCCAAAAGCAGUCAGUAUUCGCAAGAAAUAUUGUCAGAAUCUUCUUAAUCAAAGAUAUGAUGAGGACUUGCUAGUUCUGAUUAUAAGAGAACCUAGUUAACAUUUAUCAUAUUUGUGUUGGUGCACUUAUACAGGUUCCUUCCCCCUCCCUACCAAAAGGCAAAUGAAGGGAAGGUUUUUGUCCUUGGCAGGGAUAAACUAAUGAAAAACAAUUUUGCCAGCAGUGAAUUCCUAAUUGCAUCCAGUGGUUUAAAAGGAAUCAAGAUUAUUCAGAAUUAUACUGAAUUAAAUGCACACAUACAAGAGCUAAUAACAACUGAGUAUGUUCUCUUGUGUCAGGUAUAUACAAGCUGAGUCUACUAUAUCCAAAAUGCUUGGGACUGUAAAUGGUUUGGAUUUUGAAAUAUUUGCUGGUAUCCUGUUUCUAUCUUGCAAACAAACAACCAGGAGCAUGGCCACUGCCACCUAGAAGGUGAAAGCAGGUGGCUGGAGAUCGUCUGUACAGUAAUCAGGUCCCUUAUAUAAAAUAAAAUGAUGUAGCAUUUGUAGGCUGCAAAGAAACAGGAGAGAUGUAACACUGCAGAGACACAUGGCUGGAGAGAGACAAGGAGAUUUCAAAACCUGUUUUUUUAAAAAAUGCAUGAAAAACAGUGAAUUUUUUGAUAACUGUGGUGGUGGUGUUGGUAGCAAGGGAACAUAGUGGGAGGCAAGCUGGGCCUGGUGCUGGUGGGUGAUAGAACCCAGGAAGAGUGGUCUCAGCAACAGCAGCAGUCUGUGCAAUGAUGGGCAGCCUAAAAUCCAUGUUGCUCUUUCCAGCCAUGUCUCUCUGCAACCCUCAAAUAC
Molecule: messenger RNA, 3566 nt
Organism: Sceloporus undulatus (fence lizard)
Lineage: Eukaryota; Metazoa; Chordata; Lepidosauria; Squamata; Phrynosomatidae
Gene: NKAIN3
Product: sodium/potassium transporting ATPase interacting 3
Exons: 6
Coding region: 322-867 (181 amino acids)
Biological process (GO): regulation of sodium ion transport
Source: RefSeq, a predicted model, not a curated record